Molecule: messenger RNA, 1153 nt
Organism: Mangifera indica (mango)
Lineage: Eukaryota; Viridiplantae; Streptophyta; Magnoliopsida; Sapindales; Anacardiaceae
Product: dnaJ homolog subfamily C member 8-like
Exons: 9
Coding region: 80-817 (245 amino acids)
Source: RefSeq, a predicted model, not a curated record
GACCGUAAGCUUUACUCCCACAAUGAGCCAUCUGUAACGUUACUCGAGUAGGGAGAAAGAAGAAGACACAAAAGGCGCGAUGGGAGACACCGUCGACGAGGAUUUGCUUCUUAAAAGCUUCUUCGCCGAAGUCAGCGAAGUUGAAAGAGAUAACGAAGUCCUUAGGAUUCUAUCGUGUUUCAAGCUGAAUCCAUUUGAGUACUUAAACUUACCAUUUGAUGCAACUCCAGAUGGUAUAAAAAAGCAGUAUCGUAAGUUAUCUUUGUUGGUUCAUCCUGACAAAUGCAAGCAUCCACAAGCAAAGGAAGCUUUUGCAGCAUUGGCAAAAGCACAGCAACUAUUGGGUGAUGAACAAGAAAGGGAUUAUAUUCUUACUCAAGUUAAUGCAGCAAAAGAAGAACUUAGGGCAAAGAGAAAGAAGCAGUUGAAGAAAGAUGCAGCCUCUAAAAUAAAGUCAUUAGUUGACGAGGGAAAAUAUGAGCAACUGUAUGAACAAUCAGAAGAGUUUAAGCAGGAGCUGAAAUUGAAGGUGCGAGAAAUAUUAACAGAACAAGAAUGGCGGAGGAGGAAAAUGCAGAUGAGGAUAUCAGAAGAGGAAGGUAGAUUGAAAAAGGAUGAAGAGGAACAAAAAGAAAUGUGGAAGAGAAAGCGUGAGCACGAGGAGCAGUGGGAAGGAACAAGAGAACAACGGGUUUCAAGCUGGAGAGACUUCAUGAAGACAGGAAAGAAGGGUAAGAAAGGAGAAAUUCGACCUCCAAAGCUCAAGACGGAGGAUCCCAAUAAAUCUUAUGUUCAAAGGCCUGUAAAGCGAGGCUAACAGGUAUGCCAUACUUUAAGUUUUCUCAGUAUUUGAAGGCUUUGGAUAUAUGGAGUAAUUAUAGAUGGAUUCAAAGCCUUGUCUGUAAAAGGACUUGUCACUGGUCAGAAAGAAGCCUUUCAGCUUGUCAUUUGCGUAGUAAAGCGAAGCUAAAUUCGGGGUUGGAAUUUUAUCCUUAAUUAGGUCAGAACAAUUGAACGAGAAUGGAUAAUGGGCUAUAGCAAGUACACUUCAUCAUUUUGGAAUUGGAUAGCAAACUCGUGCCCACGUUCUUUAUUCUAGAAAGGGUCAAACUUCUUCUUGUUUAUUUUCUAAUCUAUAUCAACAAAUUUCUAA